AUGAGAAAAAUCAAUACAACCAUUGAAGGAUUUUUGGAAUGUUAUGGUAUGGGUGGUGAGGUAAGCAUUAAUCAAAAUGAUUCAUUUGAUACUUAUCAAAAACUUAUCCAACUUUUAGUCAAGAGAAAAGGCAAAUUAAUGGUAUUAAUUGAUGAAUAUGAUAGAUUUGCAAACAAAUUAAUAUUUGAAAAUCCUGAAAAAUAUCAAUUAAUAGUUGAAGGAAAGAGAGGAGAUCCAACAUCUUCACCAAUUCGUUCUUUCUUUGAAAGAUUGAAAGAGUCUUCCGCUACUGGUUUACAAGAUUUUCGUAGUAUCAUCACUGGUAUCACUCCUAUUGCUCUUGCUGAUGCAUCUGGAUAUAAUGUUUCCAGUAAUAUUUCCUCUGAUAAGAUAUUUGGUGGUUUGGUUGGUUUUACAGAAAAUGAUUUGAGAAUGGCAUUAAAUAACAUUGAUAUUAUUGGAAAUGAUCAAGAUAUUACCAUUUCAACCAUGAAAAAGUAUUAUAAAGGUUAUCAUUUUCCUGGUUCAAAACAUGCUCUAUUCAACACAACUCUUUCAAUGUUCUUUUUGAACAAACUUGUAAAAGAUGAACCUUUCAGAAAUGCUGUUCUACAAAAACAAGAAAUUCCAUUAUCAAUAUUAACAGAUACCAACACAAUGAUCAGUGAGAACGUUUUUGCAACUUUGGCAUCAUCAGUUGUAUCGAAUGAUAUUAUUCAACAAUUACUUUCAAAAGAUUAUAUAGAAGUAACCGAGUCAAUUUAUCCUUCACUGAAAUUAAGAGAGAUUAUUGAUCCACCAUCCAAUGAAGAAGAUAUACAAAAGAUUCGUGAUAAUGCUUUAUCAUUCAUGUAUUAUCAUGGUAUGAUUACUUUCACAGAAUCAUCCUCAAAACAAAUGAAUCCAAAACAAUUGUUAAUUCCAAAUGAAAUUGCAAAGGUUCAAUAUUUGGAACAGUUACGUAGACUUAUAUCUUUACGUGAAAGUGAUAUAUCAACUUUUAUUAAUGAACCAACUCAAGAUAAUUUGAAAAAAUUACUUUGGAGUAUUUUAAGCAAGCAAGAAACAGUGUUUGACAAUGAUAUGUCUGAAAGAAGUUUACAAUCUUGUAUUGAAUCUGCAUUGAGAUCAUAUUCUUUAUAUAGAAGCAAAGAUUUUACUUUUAGAGCAGAAAAGGAAUAUACAAAUUAUCAUAUCAAUGGAAAAGAAUAUACUGAAUUAAGAGCUGACCUUGUUAUUUCAACCGACAAUGACAUAUUUAUCAUUAAAUUGAAACGUUUGAGACCAAUGUAUUUAUCACAAUAUUCUACUAUUAGAAUUUGGAAACCUUAUAUGUUUAAGGAAAAAUUUAAAGAAUUAUUACAAGCUGAUGAAAGCCAGUUAUUGAAUAUGCUAGUUUUUCAAAAAUGGGCAAACAAAUAUGUUAAAGUUGAAAGUAUCUUAAAUGAGGCAAGUUCUAAGGUUAAACAAUAUGCCAAAAAAGAACAAGAAUUACUUGGCAAUAAUGAUAAAACUAUCCACAAGUUCGUUGUCAUUCAAGUUGGUUGGCCUCUUAUUGUGAGGAAAGUAAAUUAA
Molecule: messenger RNA, 1575 nt
Organism: Naegleria gruberi
Lineage: Eukaryota; Heterolobosea; Eutetramitea; Acrasida; Naegleriidae
Exons: 1
Coding region: 1-1575 (524 amino acids)
Source: RefSeq, a predicted model, not a curated record